Molecule: messenger RNA, 627 nt
Organism: Colletotrichum paranaense
Lineage: Eukaryota; Fungi; Ascomycota; Sordariomycetes; Glomerellales; Glomerellaceae
Product: ribosomal protein S18
Exons: 3
Coding region: 1-627 (208 amino acids)
Biological process (GO): mitochondrial translation
Cellular component (GO): mitochondrial small ribosomal subunit; ribosome
Molecular function (GO): structural constituent of ribosome; small ribosomal subunit rRNA binding
Source: RefSeq, a predicted model, not a curated record
AUGCCUCCUAGACUACCACUCAUUUCGGCCAUCAAGGCACCGAGCGCCUUGAUGGCCCGGGUCGCGCGCCCAUUCUCGUCAACUCCCGCAGUCGCCCAGUCCUCCAGCUCCGAUCCGAUCAAGAACCUCCUGAACCUCGACGAGAAGCCCAAGGUGCACUCUGCCGACCGUAUCCGUGGUCUCAUCAACAAUGGAAGCAAGGCCCGCUUGGAAGGAGCUGCGGCUCGGAAACGCACCAUGCUCGAGUCUCUCCGCGAGAAGAAGGUUAGCGAUGACUAUGUCAAGCAAAUGCCGCGUCGCUGGCGUACCGGUGAGGUAUACGCACCGCACGAUCUCAGCCCUCUUGAGAUGGAGAAAUGGCGCAGGCAAAAGACCGUCACGGUCGAUGUCGUUGACUUGUUGGGGAUCAACCCCUUGGACCACUACAGAAACUUCUCAAUGAUUUCCGAGUAUAUGACAAACUUCGGACAGAUCAGGCACAACAAGGAAACAGGACUGAAGCCGACGAACCAGAGGAAGAUGGCAAAGGCGAUCCGGAGAGCGAUUGGUAUGGGUAUCCACCCUAGUGUGCACCACCACCCCGAGCUGUUGAAGAAGAGAUUCCGCCUCAAUGCGUCGUGGAAGUAA